Messenger RNA from Sordaria macrospora k-hell, 1671 nucleotides. RefSeq lists its product as uncharacterized. NCBI's taxonomy places the organism in Eukaryota, Fungi, Ascomycota, Sordariomycetes, Sordariales, Sordariaceae. The record is from RefSeq and is a predicted model, not a curated record.
AUGGCUGCAGUCGCGCCAGCCAAUCUUUCCCAGAGGGGGGGUCGUAGACCCUCCUACCAAUACUACAACAACCAGGAGAGCACUCUCCUGCCCGAGGUGCCCCUCCUCACCGGCACCGACAAUUUUCGCCUCUGGGAAGUCGCCGUCCUCACUCACCUACGGCACUACAACCUCGACGACAACAACAGCGAGGCCCGCGACCGUUCAUCCGCGGCCCGGAGGACGCGCGACGGCACCCUCUGUCUUUCGUGGGACGAGAUGCAAAACCGCAUCAAAGUCUACCAGAUCAUCCGGCGCAGCAUCGCCGACGCGCUGACCUUUCUCGAGAGAGAGUGUCGCUCCAACCCUUGGAUCUCGCUCAACGACCCGACUUACGACGCGAAGGGCCUCUACGAGCUUGUCAAGGCGGUGUUCACGGCCCGGCCUCCCCCGCUCGACCCACACCAGAGCCAAGACGACCUCAUGAUUGACCUGCUGAUGCUCAAGGCCAUUAACUUCGCCUCGCUCUCGGAAUAUCUGGACAGGUUCUAUGCGCUGUGGUCGCGAAUCAACAUGGCUGGCCUCCAACUGACUGACGACCUCCUGCUGAGCUUUCUGUUGAGUGGGCUUAAUGGGCACUACGACAGGGCUUGGACGGUGGACCUCGAGGUGCAGCGUCUGAUGAAGAAGAUCGACUUGCACGAGGCGCUCAAGUUGAUUGGUGAGCGAGUUUGUGAGGAGAACAUGGUUGUGUUGCCGCCGGUUCCGCCAAAGGACGAGAAGUACGCGAACAGAUCCUCUGCUCAGAGUUCCUCCUCGACAGAGCAUGGAGUGAACAUGGACAAAUCCGCAAUGGAUGAGUCUAUCAGAGGUUGCUUCGGCCACGAGGACGAGGUUGAAGUCGAUAUCAUGCGCAGACAGGAAGAGAUAGCCACUCACCUCGAGGGUCGAACCCUUCAAUGGGCCGUCGAAAGCGCCUUCGCCACCUCCUGGUCCCUCGAUGACCUGAACCCCGUGUCAAGCGAGUACGACACCACCACCGAGAACGGCAGAAGCGAAAAUGGUAGCCGAAGCGCAAGUCCCGCCGAUAAGAAAGAGCGGCGACGCGGUUACAAACGUCUCUCCGACCUCAUGGACCGGUACACUCCUCUUCCCUUGAGCGUCGCCAGCAGCCCCAGCACGAUCGCGGCUACCAUGGACGCCCUUCGUAUUGACGACAGGUCUCAGCAUGGUGACACCGAGCCGAGAUACGUGCCGAGCCCGCCCCCAACCGACGAGUCUGCCGCUCGAAAGGAGCGCCGUCGUCACCUUCUCAGCAGAUUCACAGACACGCCGACCAAGUCUUCGCCUGUCCCCAGCAGAGUGAUGUCCUACCAAGAAGGUCGGAAACCGAAGCCUUUGUUCUCGAGCCCUCGCAAGUUCUCGUGGGAGGACGGGGUUAGCAACAGCGAGCACGACUACGAGUCGAUGAUGCUGCGCACUACGCCCGAGCCGCGCGCGAGAAGGGAACUCCCGGCCGCUCCUGGCACUGGUGAACCGGAGAAGCAGCAAAAUGAGCGAGACAAGUAUCGCCCAUCGCCACGCAAGCGAUCUUCUGCCUUUUCGCCGGAGAAGGUGGUGCAGAUGACAGCGAUUGCCAUUCGCAACUUUUCGAGGCCGGAGAGGCCACUUAUUAGGACAGCCAGUUUGUGA